CCAAGGUGAAGGUCGCUAAGGAUGAAUCAUGGCUGAAACCAGUUGAUGAUUUCCUGACGAAUAAAUGGACCUGUUGGUGUACAUUUAAGAUGUAGAAGACCAGAAAUAUUGCGAGUGUCUAGCAAAGGUACCAAGCAGACUUGCCAACAAUGGAGAGCGCUAUUUACCUCCCAUUGUUGCUGUGCUUCUUUGUUUUCCUAUGCAAAGCUGAAAACAAAGUCAUUAAAAGUCGCAGAGGAAGUGUAGUAACUUUACCAUGUGAUCAUGGCGGCAUCAACAGGGCCAACAUUGAUCAAGUCCUAUGGUUCAAAGGGACUCAGUCUCUUCUUUCCUGGUCAAAUAUAGGUGUCACUAGCACUGCUGGCACUGACCCGAAAGCCCAAGAAAGGAUUACCAUCAUCGAGGCAGAUUUCUCGCUGAGAUUAAAUUCUGUGGUGAUGGAGGACAGUGGACAGUACAAGUGCUACGUGGAGUAUACUAGUGGCAAUGAUACACUGAUGGCGAACUCGACACUACUGCUCACUAUACAAGAUGUGCCAAGCCCACCAGGGAAACCAAUAAUAUCGAACAUCCAGUCCAGGUCCUUUCAUGUGACAUUCACAGCCAGUGCACUAAGUAACAACAGCCCAAUUAAAUAUUACAAUGUCCAUGUCAUACAGAGGGGCGGAAAUUGGGAAAACGCCAUCUCCUUCCAGGUGCAUGCCACCUCCAACCUGUCAAAUAUUUUGAUAUCGUCUGCUGGUAUCAUCAGACCGUACAGAAAUUACGUGGUCCGCGUUUCCGCCAUCAAUGAAAUAGGGAACAGCAGCGCCAGUGAGGAGACUGAAGUUCAGACGGCUGAGGACGAGCCGCUCGCUAAGCCCACCAUCCUUGAAAUACGUAACCUGACGAAUUCGUCAGUCCAGCUUCACUGGCAGGAUCCGUCACCCGACACCCUGAACGGGGAACUCCUGGGGUAUAAGAUAGUGUAUAAGCGCCACCCAGAGGGGAACCUGCACCCAAUUACGGUGCCUAACCCAGAUGAAAAGUUCUGUAAUAUAACCCACCUGAAGCCGCACACAAGGUACCUGGUCGCUUUGCAACUCUAUAACAAGGCAGGAGAGAGCCCAAAAGCAGAAGAGAUAUUUUUAACAGACGAGGGAGUCCCAAACAGACCUCGUAUAACCGACAUCAGUAAUCAGACGUCUACGUCUUUUGUCGUGGCCUGGGUAAUACCCACAGAGCCUAACGGGAUCAUUACAAGUUACAAAGUACGUUGGAAUGAGACCGACUCCUCAGGGAAUAGGAUUGGACAAACCAAGGCGGAAACUAUUCGUGUAGAGGAGGGGUUUAAACCUACGAUGAAGAUAAGAUGGCUGAAACCAUACACAGACUAUACAGUGAGAGUGGUAGCUCAUACAUCUAAGGGGGAAGGAGAAGAGAGUGUACAACAAAGCGUGAUCACAGAUGUUUCAAAUCCAGGACGCCCACAAAGAGUACUGGUCAAGCAGAAUGAGACGGGAAGUGUCCUGCUGACGUGGCAUUCCCCAAUUUCCUUCACUCGUCAUAUCGACAGAUAUUUAAUCAAGUACUAUAAGGAAGAAGAGGGCGCAUUAGGAGCCGUAGAGAAGACGCUGGAUGUUAACCCGGAGAGGAGAGAGGACGCAAGAAAUGAGCCAGAAGAAUUUGCUCUGCAUGGCUUGGAAGAAGGGGUGGUGUACAAGUUCAGUGUGGCUGCAGCAACAAAGAGCUUGUUUAGUUCUGAGUACAAGAUAGGCCAGUACACUGUACCUGUGACACUAACACUGGAGGGGAAAAGAAUUACAACAGAUGCCCCAGAACCUGCCAUGGGUCUAGCUGCUAUCCUUGGAGUAAUUGCUGCAGUAGCAGUGAUUCUCAUUGUCCCCAUUGUAUUAGCAAUUGUCUUCCUACUGAGACGUAAGAAAAAUUACCAGGAAACGACUACCAAGGGGUCAGAUGACAAUAUAUCACAGCCUUUACUACUUAUGGAGUUGUAUGGAAGAAGCAAUUACGAAAGUGUCAGCAUUGAGAACUGGGCAGACCAUGUGAGGAAGAUGCACGCUGAUGGGGAUCUACGUUUCUCUGAGGAAUAUGAUGACAUCAACAACAGUGUGAACAAGAAUAUCACUCAGGACGCGGCAUACAUGGACGAGAACAAGCCUAAGAACAGAUACGUCAACAUUUUGCCAUUUGACCAUACUAGGGUAGUGCUAAAGCCAAUGUCCAAACAUAAUGACUACAUUAAUGCCAACUUUGUUGAUGGUUACCACAAAGCCAAAGCCUAUAUAGCUACCCAAGGGCCACUGCCUAAUACAUUUGAGGAUUUCUGGAGAAUGGUGUGGGAUCAAAACUCUGUCAUCGUAGUUAUGAUUACAAACCUGGAAGAGAAAGGAAGAAGGAAGUGUGACAAAUAUUGGCCAAAUGAGGUGGGGCACACUGAGACUUAUGGGAAUAUGCAAGUGGAGUACCUGGAUGAAGACGAGCGUGCAUGCUACACCAUACGCAAAUUCUGUCUGCGAAAUCAAAAAGCUAAAAGAGUUAGCACAAGAGUGAAACAUUCCGCAUUUGAGCGUAUUAUCUACCAGUAUCACUAUACAGACUGGCCAGACCACGGGGUCCCAGACUACACACUACCCGUGUUGACGCUGGUCCAGAAAUCGUCGCGUCAUAAUCCUGAAGGGGCAGGCCCUAUCAUUGUACACUGCAGUGCCGGAGUUGGUAGAACUGGCACGUACAUAGUUUUAGACAGUAUGAUACGACAGAUUCUAGACAAGCGAACUGUGAAUGUGUGCGGUUUCCUCACACACAUCAGGCACCAGAGGAGCUUCUUGGUGCAGACAGAGGACCAGUACAUUUUCAUUCAUGAUGCCUUGUUGGAGUACAUUCAAAAAGAUGGUGACACAGAGGUUCUUAAUUGUAAACUUAAAGAAUUUGUAGAAGAAAAUCUGACAUUUUGCAAUGCAGAAGGAGAAUGUUUACUUGACAGGCAAUAUCAGCUAGUAACAGAAUACAAACCAAAAGACCACGAGUUUUCUCCUGCACAUAUGAUAUAUAAUAAGAACAAAAAUAGGUCAGAACGGCUUUUGCCAGUGGACAAGAGUAGAGUUCAUCUCCCAAAGCAGCCUGGCAUAGACGGGUCAGACUACAUCAAUGCAACGUUCCUGCAGGGCUAUUUCAAAAUCAAUGAGUUUGUGAUCACCCAGCACCCCCUGGGGACCACCCAGGAAGACUUCUGGAGGAUGGUCUGGGACCAGAACUCAGCCACCAUUGUGAUGCUCUCGGAGGUCACUAAAGACGGGGAAUUUCCUGAAUUUUGGCAAGGCAAGGAUGAAACCCAAGAAAUAGACAGUGGAAACUUCAAGGUGACUCAGACUGGGGAGGAUUUCUCCCAAAUUCACAACAUUACCAGAGAUUUCCUGAUUGAGUCUAAACAGGAUGACUACGAACUCACUUCGCGUAUUAUCUCUACGACUGCUUGGCCUGAGAGUUGCACUCCUCUGCACACAGUGCUGGAGUUCAUUGACACAGUUGAUAGCUGGCACAAGGAGCACCAGAAUGGACCAAUUAUAGUUAUAGACAAAGAGGGUGGAUCAGUGGCUGGCACUUUCUGUGCUCUUUACUCCCUGAACAACCAGAGAAAACAUGAGGAUGGGGUGGAUGUCUACUCCCUGGCUAAAACGUACCAUCUGAUGAGACCUGGGAUAUUUUCAUCAAAAGACGACUACCACUUUCUGUACAAAGUAAUGGGCAGUAUUGUGGAGUCCCAGCCUGACAUUUUAAUGGACAUUAAAGGACGGAUUGGAUCAAGCGAAAGUCUUAACCAUGGCAACAAUGGUCAGCCGUUGUCCACUUGGGCACAUGGACUGAGCCUGAAGAGGAAUGAAGAGCAGACGACCACCACUGUUUAGAUUGUCAGAAAGAACAGUAGGAAUAGAACAUGAAUGAAAAUUCCUUAAAAUAUCAACAGGAAUUUUAAAGGCAGUAGAAAGGACAGCAUAGCAAGUGUCUGUUCUUCAUAUUCCUCAAAAGAGGUAGGGAUAUUGUUAGGUUUAGUUUGGGAGAAAGUACAUAUCGCAAUAAGGGCUGGUGGUGUAUUUUACUGUGGCCAAGAUGCACAUAGGUGCAAUCUGUGCAGUCGCUUUUAACUGCAAGAACUGCUUUAAAAGUUUUGGGUGAUGAUUGAUCCAGAAGUUGUUAAGGGUAAAGGUGCUUUAAACAGCAGGACAUGAAGGAGCAUUUUCUUUAUGGAGCUUUCAUAACUGCAGGACUAAAAAAAGAGUUGUCAUUUAGUUUGCUGAAUGUUGCUUCAAAAACUGGAACCGCAGCAAAGGAAUAAACUGCCAGGCAAUGGACAGCUUACAGUAAAAAGAAUAUAAUUUUUGAAUAGUUUAUAGUGUUAUUAGAGCAUAUUUACACAUGCAUAUAAGUAUCUGUAUUUUCCCAUUGAUGUGUUAACGGUUUUCUAAAGAAGUGAAGGAGCUCUCAAAUUCACAUUGGUAAAUGCUUCCCACUUUGCCCUCAUUCUUUUUCUCUGGUGGCCAUAUUUGAUAGAUAGACACAUUUGAAUCAAAAUGGAAUGGAGCAGAAGCAAGUUGUCUUGGACAUGAUAGUAUUACAUGACGUCUGCGGGAAUGACAUAUGAGCCUGUGGUAGCUCUUUGACCACACGACCCAUACAAACCAAUCACAAAUGUCAUUGUUUCCCAACUCAUUGGUCACAUGGUUCAUUUGAACCAAUCACAGUGCCCUUGCUAUCAUGAAAAUUAAAAAUGCUUCAAUCCAAAAGGUGAAGUGCAAUUGAUUAAACUUUUUUUCGCAUUUAAUUUCAAAAUCUCUAUUGGUAUAAAAAUGUGUUUCAUUUUAUAGCGUGCAUCAUCGAAUAUCAAGUCUGCUUUCAUUUAAAAGUAGUUUUUUAAAGAUUAGUGUAUAAAAAAAUGAUACAACAUGUAGCACAUAUCUUGUUUCUUCCCUUACUUAAAUUAGUGUAUUCUCAUAUAAAAGUGCAUUCACAUGAUGAUGAAGACUAUUAUAAACUAAAAAUAAGUCUGAAAAGGGGUUCCUCACUUACCCUUUCCAACAGAUGAUGUAAAUUAGGCCUAUUUUCUUGUUUUGAGUGAAUAGAAUAUGAUGAGAAGUCCUGGAAAGGACAAGAAAUGAUGUAACAAUGGGCACAAUCUAUAGUACCUCCAUCCUUCUUAUUUUAUACUUUUCUAAAGACAUUCCUAUAUAUCUGUUUUCUUUAAUAGAGCCUUGCUUUGAAAGUAGUUGGAGAUGGCUUUUAGAUAAUACAUUUCUGAUCUCAAAUUUAUAUAUUUUAUCCUCUGGACUGUACAGAAAAAAUAUUUUACUUGGUCUUGUAUAAUAAUAUGAGUUCACAUUUCUAACUAAUUUCGCAACACCUCUUUCACUUUUUUCCUCAUUGAACCUCUUUCCCCAAAAAAUUUUGAACAGUUACUAUAUUUCUUACCCACAACUAAAUGCCUGAGCCAUCCGCUAUGUUGUAACAUGUAAGUCCAUAUACCAGCCAUGUGCUGACUGUUAAAGAAUAUUCAAAGAAUUUCUUUUAAUCAUGUUGAGGAUUUCAUGAAUAUUCUUUAAUAUAACUAUUUACAAAUCCAGUGAAACAAUUUGCAUAAGUGUUGACUCUGCUAUCAGUGGCGGUUUAGUGGAUUGUAUUUUCUAACCUAAAGCUUUGUAAAGUGUAACCCAUAUACAUAUUAUUUUGUACUGUUAGUUUUAUGUGCCAUGAAUGAAUGCUUCUACGCCAAGAAUAUUAAUCAAACUUGUUAACAACAUCAGUUAUUAUGGUUUCUACAAUUUGUUCAAAUGCAAAUAUCCUUUUAACUUAUUCUUACUGGAACUUGUCUUCUCUCUCUAUAUAUAUAUAUAGAGAGAGACAGAGAGUGAGAGAGAGAGUUGAUGAACACAACUUGUCAGCAUUUCGCUAUAAGAAAAGAUUCGACUUAAACUGCACUGUUAUUUGACCUGACAAGUUUCAGUAAGAGUAAGUUGAAAGGUUAACAGUAUUUGUAUUGGAGGGUAAUGUUUUAUUUUCACAAUGGCAUGAAAUAAUUAAAAUAAUGUUGAUUGACGAAAAAAUUCUCCCCCUCCAUGUACUAGAACAGAAUAAUAUAUUUCAAUUUCUAUUAUAUCAUAUAUUUGUAUAUUUUCUGAUAGGCAUGUUUUCAAAGUAAUGUAUCAAGAUGGAUAGUACUGAGAAUUGAAUGGGGGUCAUCCAAGAUAGUCCAGAGUUUUGAAUUUUGCGUAAGAUCAAGCUAGACUGAACAUGAUUUGCAGGAGAAUGAGGUCAGAAAAAGUUUCGCCUUUAUUGCUUUAAAGUUCACAUGAUUUCUGGUCGUGUACAAUGACAUGCAGUGCCAAAAGCCUAGUUUCAGUCUAUCUGAGAUGAUCCUCAUUAAAAUUCCAGGAAAGGUGACAACAGCAUUUUUGUUAAGACUGUCAAUUAAUUUUUUUUUUAUAUAUAACGUGCCAGAAAUGUUGUCACAAGUCGCCAAAUUAACUUUUUGCUUCUCCUCUACUGCAAAUUGUAUAUUACAAGUAUGAUGAUGUGUAUCCAGAAAACUGAAUCAGAUGUGUUUUGUAAAUAUUUUACCUUAACUGUAUACUUACAAUUUUAUACAUAUUAUUUUAUGAACCUCAGUGCAUUUAGAUUUGCCAGAGAUCAUGAAACAAAGUGGGGUCAAAUAUUUGUUUAUGGGGGAUAUCUGGAAAGAGAAAUUAAAUACACUCCAUAAUAAUUUUAUAUAAUAUAUAUGUGAUUAAAAAUUCAGUUAGCUAGUGAAAUAUUAUGACUUUAAAAUGUUUUAUAAUAUAUAUGUGUGUGAUGAUUAAAAGCUAUAGAUAAUUAUAAAGUAGGAGUUUCGUAGAUGAAACCUGACUGAAGUAGUCUUUCAACUAUGUUACUCAUAUCACUCAGAUAAACGUGUUAAUACUACACCAAUUUCUGUAUUGCUUAUCAUUUUGCUACAUCAUGGUGCAUGCUAUUCAGAAGAGCUUCCCUAUAAAAAGUGUUAUAUAUUAUGCCAUGCCAUUUAUGCUGGGAAACUUGUGUUUGAUACCCUAAAUUUGUGUUAUUGAGUCCCGUGUUAAUGGCAUUCUGUAAUUUAGACCAAAUCACAUGGUUAUGUAGUUACUCCAUGAUGGAUCGAAGCAGAUGGAUCUGUUUACAUUUGUUGACUUUGGACCGAAGAAUGUCCUACUUUCCAUCAAUAAGCAUUCAGAUUCACUUUGACUAAGUGUAAGUUUGUCGGUUUACGAUGCCAGUAGGAUAUAUCUGAUUUGAAGUGGUCCUGUGUAAAACAGACUUGGAACAAAAAUGCUGGGAUUUGGGGAUAACACAUCAAUUUUUUUAACUUAGCUUAACAUUUGCUGAGGUGAAAAGUUUAACUUUCAAAUCUAUAUAUAUAUAUAUAUAUAUAUACAUAUAUAAAGUGGUUGGAAAACAUCCUUGACUGUCACAUUUUAAAACUUUAGUAUGCUUUAUAAAAAUAAAUUCCAUUUCCAAUCAUCAUUGAAAGGUCUAAAUUAUGUGUAUUGUAUUUCACUAUGCAUACCAGAAAAAGCUGUUGCCACAGCAGAAAGGUUUAAAAAGUUAAUUUAUCAAAAGAGCAGUCUACUUUUUGUAACGUGAUAUAUUGUAAAAGGCUUAAGUACUGAAUAUGUGUUGGUAUUUCUGUUUUUCAUUCACUUUCUUCAGUGAUAUUCGCUACCACAGCAAUAGUUUAUUACUAUUCCACUGACUUUUCAACAUGUAGUCAUUUUCUUUGGUUCUUUCCUUCUGGUAAAGAUUGCAUGACUUGAUAAUUUAAAGUCAGUAUUGGAUGUCUGUGGUAAAUAAUAAUCACCAACUUGUGAGAGUGACAUUUUUUUAAAAAAAUAAAAGUCUUUCUAAUAAAUCAAUUUUAAAACUUGUGU
This is a messenger RNA of Lingula anatina, 7934 nucleotides long. Its product is annotated as putative receptor-type tyrosine-protein phosphatase mosPTP-1. Lineage: Eukaryota; Metazoa; Brachiopoda; Lingulata; Lingulida; Lingulidae. Gene Ontology annotation, biological process: protein dephosphorylation. The record is from RefSeq and is a predicted model, not a curated record. Gene Ontology annotation, molecular function: protein tyrosine phosphatase activity; protein binding.